AACUCUCUGUUAAAACUAUAAUCGUUGUUACAUGUAAUCUCUUAACUCGGCGUGUUAAAAAAAAUAAGCAAGCUAGCUCGUUCAGACGCAUAGCACACACGUAUCUAGGCAGAAUACGGCACAAGUCACUAGAGGAAUAGGUUGACACUUUAAAUUUAGAUCCUCUUACAAAUAGGUUCGAGUAGGUUGUAGUUUCUAUAAAACAUACCUUGGAUUGUUCUAUUUAUGGUAAAAUGGAGAAAAAACAAAAGGACAGGAAGAAAAAAUUGAUUCAGUCAUUUAUUAAAUUGGUCUCAAACCCAAAUUGUUUACGAGCCAUGUUCUUUGUCUAUCGGGCUGCCACAUCAUGGCGCAAACUUCCCGGGUCUUAUCAAAUGCGCAAAACGUUUAAGUCCUCAUCCAGCAGAACUUCAGAGGACUCGGAGAAGACAACAAAUCAACAACGCAACAAUCUACUUCAAGAAAACUUAAAGUUUUCGACCAGGUCAGAAUUCUUGCGCACCAGUCAACUGCUCUUUGGCUUUUUGCGUGUCCAGGAACCUGCAAACAAAAAGCGAAUGGUUUGUUACCAAGACAAGAGUUUUGUACAACCAGAGGGUUAUGGUUUGAGUCUUGAAGAUUUAAACACAUUACCUUCUCAGCAUUUGUCUGGCGUACCUGUUGACUUACUUACAGUUGUAAGAUAUCAACAGGCUAUAGAUGGCAGCAGUGUUGACCCUCAAGUUUACUCUGAGACAGUUCAACCAGAACUCCACAGCAGUCAUUCAGGAACACAUACUGUGGUGGACAAUUUGCCAGAAGUUGAAACUUCACAAUUAUCGUCUGCUAACUUAACUAAUCAGUCUGUUGGCGGUUCGUCUUUAGGCAUCGGACACAGACGUGUUGUACUUCAACCUGAGACUGACACAUACGCCAUGGGGAAUGAAAAUAAUAUUACGCCACCUUCUGCCGAUAUCAACAGGUCAUUGGGAGCCAUACAGUGUCGGGUGCUGUGUAGUUUUAAAUAUUCACUUUACCAACGAAGACUAAACACCUUCAGAGGUAUGGAGGAAACAUUUCCAGCUGCUGAUUACUUGGCAAGAGCAGGGUUUUAUUACGCUGGCAUUGGUGACGCUGUUAUUUGCUUCUGUUGUGGCGGAGGAUUACGUUCUAUAGCACGAGAUUCUGAUUUCUGCUACCUGCAUGCUAAAUACUAUCCAGGCUGCGCUUACAUCAAUUUACUUUUAGGAGCUUCCUUAAUGGAAUUCAUACAAAGAAAUCAAGCAAUGGACGAAUCUAGCUUCAAUCCGAGCUCAAUUGGUGCACCUAUUUACAACCAUGUAGAGGAAGAUGUCAACCUCAUUGCACUUAGACUCAGGUGCAGAAAUUGUCAGACCAGGCGCACUUCCCUGCUGUUUCUUCCAUGCGGUCAUUUACGUUUCUGCCUGCAGUGCGGGAUCAGGGUGCUAAUAUGUUAUGUAUGUAAAAGUCGAGUCUCACACUUUGUAAGUGUGUUGAGCAGUAGGUGACCUGCUGAGUUAGGUUUCGGACAUUGGUCAGUGUCAUAUUUGGACAUUGGUCAGUGUCAUAUUUGGACAUUGGUCAGUGUCAUAUUUGGACAUUGGUCAGUGUCAUAUUUGGAAAUUGGUCAGUGUCAUAUUUGGACAUUGGUCAGUGUCAAAUUUGGACAUUGGUCAGUGUCAUAUUUGGACAUUGGUCAGUGUCAAAUUUGGACAUUGGUCAGUGUCAUAUUUGGACAUUGGUCAGUGUCAUAUUUGGACAUUGGUUAGUGUCAUAUUUGGACAUUGGUAAGUGUCAUAUUUGGACAUUGGUCAGUGUUAUGUAUGUUAUUAAUUCCCACUCCACCAGUAAACGGACGUCAAAGUAUUCACACAUGUGACUUUUUGCAAGAAAAUUUAACCCAUUGUUUUCUAAUUUCCUAUUGUGUGAAACAUUUUUAGAUAUUAUCAAAUUUUGCAUUUACUUAAAUUAUCUUAUCAGAGAGUUCACAGAUACAGAAGCGUGCAAUAUUUUACAGAUUUUUAACAAAUUAAUUGUUCUUUUUUCUUACAAAUUCUGCAUUUUAAAAUAAGGAUGCAGUUAAUUCAUUGAUACUCCCAUAAGAGACUAAAAUGAUACCAUUUAGAAAAAAAAUAUUUCAGAACAGAAAAAUAGGUUGUUAUGUACAAACAGCUUCUCAAUGUGUACAAACAACUUCUCAUUUUGUUCAAACAAAUUGAGAAUGUGUACCAACAACCGUGAGACAUAGCUUCGUGUUUGAUGAUUACGUUUUACGCGUAUCCCAAGUGCUUUCGGAUUGCCUGAAUCAGCCAGGAAAACAUAUCACUUAUUAGACGAAUUAGUGCCUAUGGUACCAAACACAAAUCAACACUAUAACAUGUAUUUAAUGUGCUAUGUACAUCUUGUCGAAACUCAACGUAUUUUAAACAUAGACAUUUCAAAGUACUUCUGCAGCAUGUGCGAAUAGUCAUGUAUACUUAUAAGUAAACCGUAAGGAGUUUACUUAAUAAAAUUGUAUACCAGUUCUCUAUUUUUUUCCUGGUAAGGGCAGCGAUAUAGCUGGGGUGUGGGGAGGAAAGGGGGGGGGAGAAUUUGAAAAUCCCCCAAGGCUGGGAGCCCAGAUGAGUGCCCUUUACAUUAAAAAUUUAAAUAUUACGCGAAAUGCAGUAGCCCCUAAAUAGGUCAAACUCCCUGGGCCCCCAAACGAUUUGCCUGCAUCCUGAUACCCACCAGAAGUGCUACAUUUUCUUUGAGGCUUCACACUAGCUCAAUGUCAAUCAUAGACAUCACAAUCAAAUCUUUUUAAUCAUAUUCAUAAUAGUCAAUUUUUUUUUCGAAUAUUUAAAAAGUCUAAGAUCUCUUGUCAUGUGACCCCCUUCUAUGGUACCUAAAACAAAUUAUGUUUUUUCUCACUCCACUGUGAUUAUCCCCCUUUCCCUCAUUAUCACUGGUCCAGUAUAGUGCCCUAUAGACCGCAAGGUCUGAAAGGGGAACUUUAACUUUUGACUCGUCCAGUUACCUAUCUCUCUCCUUGCGUGAAUUAUCUUUUUCCACGUCUACUGCUUAAGAGUAAAUCCUGAGUCAGCCCUGGUAUGGCUACACCCCUACCCGGUGUAAAACGGUGUGUCUAAGAAGACCCGACCCACGCCUGAUAGCGUUUAAUACUGCCAUCUAUCAAUCUCACAACUUUCGGGUGACUUAAGUCACAUUCCAGUUGGACUAAGUCACUUCAGAUCCAUACAGCACUGAUUCCUGAAUCUUACGAAUCAUUUUGGGUUUGUCUUUAAUAAAGACUGUAUGUACAAUGACCAACCGCCCCUAUUUUUCCCCAACUAAUUUCAGAUACCUAUUUGAGUUGGGUGGACAGAUGACCUUUACAUCAUCUGUCGUAUAGAUCUCAUGGUCUUGAAGGGUUACUUUAAUUUUUUUUUUACUAUUGAACAACAUUAAAUCAACAAUUCUACACUCACGGGAAUUGCAUAUGGAACCUCCAUCUUUCUCACCUUUGCCGUUUUUAUUUAAAUGUAAAUUACACGAUUUAAAUGAGAUUCUUGACAAAAUGUUUUAAUAAUAAUAAUAAUCUUUAUUAUUCGUGAGGGAAUUUGUUUUACAAUUGUGCAUUACAAAAAACAUGAUUAGGGCAAACAUUUGUACAAUAAUACACAAGAUAUACCUUCAUACCAAGUUUAAAGGGAGACUAUCUUAUCCCUAAAUUUAAGGGCGACAACUCGUGAAUUUUUUUUUUGUUUUAAGAAUGGAAGGAUUUAUUUUGGUCUAUACUUUUGUGCGUUAUUUAUUUACAUGUAACAUUUGUUUUAAAUUGUAUAUUUAUUGUACUAAUCAGAUAGUAUGUUAUUUAUACAUGUCUCUCAUUAUUUGUUACUAUUUUGAUAUUUCAAUGACUCUAGGCCCACAUUGUAAGGCGCCAUGAGUUCGUGUCUAAAUUUGUUUUGAGAGUGCAUUGCAUUAAAUUGGUCACAAACACAUUCAGUACAUACUGUUUAAAAUAAGUCUUCACGUAUUAGGAACACCAAAUUACACAAGACUUCAUCGAUAGCGUCGCUAAUGUUGGUUUCACCCGAUGCGGAUAAUAUGCCCCCCCCCCCCC
Messenger RNA from Biomphalaria glabrata, 4108 nucleotides. RefSeq lists its product as uncharacterized. Gene Ontology annotation, biological process: negative regulation of apoptotic process; regulation of cell cycle. The record is from RefSeq and is a predicted model, not a curated record. Lineage: Eukaryota; Metazoa; Mollusca; Gastropoda; Planorbidae. The transcript is spliced from 7 exons. Gene Ontology annotation, cellular component: cytoplasm; nucleus; spindle microtubule. Gene Ontology annotation, molecular function: cysteine-type endopeptidase inhibitor activity involved in apoptotic process. Bases 234 to 1508 code for a protein of 424 amino acids.